Nannizzia gypsea CBS 118893 is the source of this 762-nucleotide messenger RNA. RefSeq lists its product as hypothetical. NCBI's taxonomy places the organism in Eukaryota, Fungi, Ascomycota, Eurotiomycetes, Onygenales, Arthrodermataceae. Gene Ontology annotation, biological process: transcription by RNA polymerase III. The coding region runs from base 1 to 762 and encodes 253 amino acids. Gene Ontology annotation, cellular component: RNA polymerase III complex. The record is from RefSeq and is a predicted model, not a curated record. The transcript has 3 exons.
AUGUCUCGAGCUGCACGCAAUAAAAAGGCGCCCGGAGCCGAGUUUGCCUGGAAGUCAGAGGGUGGCGGCGAAGUAGACACAUCGCCAACACCAUUAUUUCCUAAAUAUACUGUACCUGUUCCCGCCACAUUUACCGACUCAGAAAUAUCAAGAAUACAGCUAUAUCGUCAAUUGCGAGAGAAAAUCCACGAUGGACCGUUUUAUACCGUGCUUGCCUCCCAGCCGUCAUACGGGAAAAAAGGCGCCCCAGCUCGUGCCCAGUUUGACCCUUUCCAGGGAAUGGCAUCUUAUGGACAGAGAUAUAUGAAGAAGUCGAGAACAUUGCCAAAAUUAAGUGCUGUACCGUUCGAGAUGAACUUUUUCCCAAAGGAGCUAUGGUCAACACUUGAUCCAAAAUACGUCGGCUUACCGGGGACGUUUGCGAAUGGUGGUGGGUUCUCCAAGGCCACGCAUAAGCGAGGAUUCGAGGAAGACGAGGACGAAGAUGAAGAGGAUGAGGGCCGGCGCAAGAAACGGAAUCAGGGUGACGAGGAUGAAGAAGGGUCCGACUCGGGCGGUAGACAACGGACAAGUGCGCGUGAAGGCGAAGACGCACUAGACGAUGACGAGGAUGAUGCUGAGGACGAGAUAGUUGACGAUGAUUUUGAGGAAGAUGAGGAAGAGAUGGGUGGUGAUUAUAAUGCCGAACAAUACUUCGAUGGAGGUGAUGAGCUUGGAGACGGGUUCGAUGAAGGCGGUGGAGAUGAUAACGAUGUUUACUGA